Messenger RNA from Penicillium alfredii, 2007 nucleotides. RefSeq lists its product as uncharacterized. The transcript has 2 exons. The record is from RefSeq and is a predicted model, not a curated record. Lineage: Eukaryota; Fungi; Ascomycota; Eurotiomycetes; Eurotiales; Aspergillaceae. Bases 1 to 2007 code for a protein of 668 amino acids.
AUGACAUCCUCAUCUUCGAACAGCCACCCUCCGCCUGCCACGUCCUCGACCGAUCUUCCUACUCAAUCAUCUACAAGUUCGUCACACCUCGAUCCGAAUGCGCAACUGGCGAACAGUGGAUAUGCGCCGAAUGAUAACCAGCUUGCGGGCUUAGUCGAAGCGGCCACUGCUGCUGCGGAUCAAGAUAUCUCCCAAUGGACCGCAGCUGCAGCCGUCGCCGCUGCCGCAGGAGCCGCAAGCCAUAAUCACCAGUUGGACGGGUAUGGCGCGGACAUGCACCUCACUGAUGACGGAUUCGGCGAUGCAAAUUUUGGCACGGGCAUGGCGAGUGGCAGACAUCUGAGAGUGCCCGGUAACAACGAGCACUCUCAGUCGCCAGGCCUGUCACGAACCGUCUCCAAAAAGCGGAAACGAAACGACGAUAAUUUGGACCCGGCAUUGACCAGUCCUGGUCUGGGCGCGUCGCAACACGCACAGUCGCAUUCGUCGCAACAGAAUUCGCAGGGGUAUAGUGGCGACGGACUGGAUAUUCGGGCUGUGCCGCCGCAGUCGCUGUCAGAAGCGCGCGCGGUGGGCGUUCAUUCUGCUGCUGCGCUGUUCCGCCAGCCCUCGAGCAACAAAAAGUAUACUCGGCCGCCGAUGUCGAAACUGUUCACGUCGCUUGAACUUUCUCCGGAGAAUUUCUUGCAUCUGCAAGCCGCCGCUAAGGGGUAUAUGUUGAAUGAUCAGCAUCCGGAGAGGCGGGAUUGCGUGGGCCAGCGAGGCAAGGGUGAUACCGAGAUGGUCAAACUACGCCUGUGGAACUGUGUUCGUCACUUCCUGGAGGCCGAGGGCAACGGCGAACGGUUCUUCGGCGAAAACGUUAUCAAUGAAGGCAUGGGUCCUCGAACAUACAUUUGGCCGCGUGACCAGCAGAAGAUCAUAUCUUUGGUUAUUCCUCUGUUGCGACGCAUGGUCACCAACGAACGCCAACGCCAAUAUGCAAUCGAAACCCGGAAAGGAGGUGGCUCCGAUGAUCGACGACGCCGGAGAACCGACGAGGGGUUCCAUAAUUUGGAUAGCCCACGGUUCUCGCCCGAGCAGUCCCUCCAAAUGCACACUCAGGCCCAUCGUCCGGACGACUUAGGACAGGCGAUGCCGCCGCCACCUCCCCCGCAACAGCCGAUGGGCUCAGAUCAGCAGACCAUGGAUCUCGGGCUCACUGAUCUUCUCUUGGAUGGAUACCCGAUGGACUGGAACGAAAUCACGCGAUCGUACGACAUGUACAAUCAAGACUUUGAGCUUGAUAAUCUAUGGUCUCUAUCUGGCCUUCAGCAGUCCGACUGGCGCGGGCUGGUCGCCGCCAUCGAUAGUCACUAUCAUACCAUUCACAGCGGCGACUAUAAUUGCCCGCCUGGUUGCGAGGACGCCAAUAUUGACCGCAUUAUUCAUGCUAACACUACAUCUGCCCUGCCCUGGCGGAUUGGGGGAGGUCGCAAUCUUCCUGCUCGGGAUGAAUUCGCCAGCAGCAUCACCCGCGAUGUUUCGCGAAUCAUUCGCGAAAACAUCGCCGCAAGACACGGCGGCGCUCCACCCCCACGAACAGCCGAUCACCAAUUCCACCAUCCCCAGCAACCUUUCACCGCCGACAACUCUCAAAACCAAACAUCUCUGCGUGUCAACAUCCUCCAGCACGGCAAGCGCAUUCUUUCCCGUCUCGAUUUACUAGCCGGCCAGUACCCCAGCAUCGACAGCGUCAAGCAAGCGAUUUUGCGCCGCUUCCCAGGCCAGAUCCCCGGCCUUCCUUUCGUGCCGGACUCUGAGAAUCUCGACCCGGCUGCCCAGGAAGCUCGCGAGUCUGUCGCUGCCGCUGAGUGGAGAGUGAAGGUCUGGCUGCCGGACGGGCUUAUUACUGUCCAGAAUCAGAAGGACUGGACUAUCGCCUUGCUUUCGGCUGAGACGGUGGACUGGAUGGAUGGGGAUUUGAAGGUGCUGGUUGAGGUUGACGGAGCCAGUGAGCAGCAGUAG